Molecule: messenger RNA, 1624 nt
Organism: Scylla paramamosain (green mud crab)
Lineage: Eukaryota; Metazoa; Arthropoda; Malacostraca; Decapoda; Portunidae
Product: tubulin alpha chain-like
Exons: 3
Coding region: 131-1483 (450 amino acids)
Biological process (GO): microtubule cytoskeleton organization; mitotic cell cycle
Cellular component (GO): microtubule; cytoplasm
Molecular function (GO): structural constituent of cytoskeleton; GTP binding
Source: RefSeq, a predicted model, not a curated record
GGGGUAUAUAAAGCGUGAGGGUGCCCGCUGCUCCUCACCAACACUCCUGCGCUAACCCCAUAUUGUUAGACGCUGCUAGUGUGUCCUCGCCCCCCCCCUGUCCCCUUCCUCGUGACCAACAACACACAAAAUGCGUGAGUGCAUCUCGAUCCACGUGGGGCAGGCCGGCUGCCAGAUGGGCAAUGCCUGCUGGGAGCUGUACUGCCUGGAGCACGGCAUCGCCCCUGACGGCUCCAUGCCCUCCGACAAGGCCCUCGGCGCCGGCGACGACUCCUUCAACACCUUCUUCAACGAGACCGGCGCCGGGAAGCACGUGCCCAGGGCGGUCUUCGUCGACCUCGAGCCCUCCGUCGUCGAUGAGGUGCGCACGGGAACCUACCGCCAGCUAUUCCACCCCGAGCAGCUCAUCAGCGGCAAGGAGGACGCCGCCAACAACUACGCCAGGGGACACUAUACCAUCGGCAAGGAGAUCGUCGACCUGGUUCUUGAUCGCGUCCGAAAGCUGGCCGACAACUGCACCGGCCUGCAGGGCUUCCUCGUGUUCCACUCGUUCGGCGGCGGCACCGGCUCCGGCUUCACCUCGCUGCUGAUGGAGCGCCUCUCUGUGGACUACGGCAAGAAGAGCAAGCUGGAAUUCGCCAUCUACCCCGCGCCCCAGGUGGCCACCGCCGUGGUGGAGCCCUACAACUCCAUCCUCACCACCCACACCACCCUGGAGCACUCCGACUGCGCCUUCAUGGUUGACAACGAGGCCAUCUACGACAUCUGCCGCAGGAACCUGGACAUCGAGCGCCCCUCCUACGCCAACCUCAACAGACUCAUCGGCCAGAUCGUGUCCUCCAUCACCGCCUCCCUCAGGUUCGACGGCGCCCUCAACGUGGACCUCACCGAGUUCCAGACCAACCUGGUGCCCUACCCGCGCAUCCACUUCCCGCUGGUGACCUACGCGCCCGUCAUCUCCGCCGAGAAGGCGUACCACGAGCAGCUGACGGUGGGCGAGAUCACCAACGCCUGCUUCGAGCCCGCCAACCAGAUGGUGAAGUGUGACCCGCGCCACGGCAAGUACAUGGCCUGCUGCCUGCUGUACCGCGGCGACGUGGUGCCCAAGGACGUCAACGCCGCCAUCGCCUCCAUCAAGACCAAGCGUUCCAUCCAGUUCGUGGACUGGUGCCCCACGGGCUUCAAGGUGGGCAUCAACUACCAGCCGCCCACCGUGGUGCCCAACGGCGACCUGGCCAAGGUGUCCCGCGCCGUGUGCAUGCUGUCCAACACCACGGCCAUCGCCGAGGCCUGGGCGCGCCUCGACCACAAGUUCGACCUCAUGUACGCCAAGCGCGCCUUCGUGCACUGGUACGUGGGCGAGGGCAUGGAGGAGGGCGAGUUCUCCGAGGCGCGCGAGGAUCUGGCCGCCCUCGAGAAGGACUACGAGGAGGUGGGCCUGGACACCGUGGCCGACGACGAGGAGCAGGGCGAGGACUACUAGAGGGCGCCUCCGCGCCACCACGCCCACGCCCGUGGCAGGGGGCGCAACGCCCCCCGCCAGUGGUUCAAAGCUUUACUUUAUCAUUAGGCAACAAAACAGACCAAUCAAAAUUUAACAAAGAAUAAAUUAUUUUUUGGCAAA